GUUUUUUUCUAACUUCUUCUUCUCUUCGCACCAUCUUUGUACACUUUGGAUUAGACAAGACGAAAUAUCCAUCUUGUUAUAAAAAUGGCAUCUGCAACUUUACAAAAUACAUCAUCUCCAGCACAACAGUCAAGUGCUGUAUUUGUUAUAAAUGCACUCGAAAAAGUUGCUGCAGCUAGAGAGGCAAGGCGCAACAAACCAUUGAAAGAAGCAGUCGAUAUUGCUCUCAAAUUAUUAAAGAAUAAUGAACCUGCACCAGAAGGACAAACUCGCUCCUCCGUCAUUUUAACUGCACUUCAAAGCGCUAUCGAUACACGCUCAGCAAACUUGAUGACAAUAUCACUAGAUUGUCUUGGCAAAUUCAUUACUUAUAAUUAUGUUGCUGAUAUGGAAGAUGAAGUGGCACAAACUCAAGUCAUGGAAAAGGUUGUGGAUGGUAUUUGCGAUUGUUUCAUCGGUGAAGAAACAGAUAAGAAGGUCCAAUUACAAAUUAUCAAGGCUCUUCUUGACGCAGUUUAUUCCACUAGCAAUCCACUUCAUUUAUCAGCCUUAUUGAAAGCAGUUCGAACAACAUACAACAUCUUUUUACUUUCUCGUAACAACGACAACCAAAAUGUUGCUCAAGUCACAAUGACACAAAUGGUCGAUCAUAUUUUUAGAAGAGUUAAAUCCAACCCUAAUCACAUUGUUCCUGUUCAGGAAACAGCCGCAAUAGAAGAAAAAAAGCCAGAAUCCAUUCACAAAACCGAGGAAGAGCAUGUUACAGAAGGCGAGGAUACAGCCAAUUCUAAUAAUACGGCACCUAAUGCUCCCAUCGAAUCAGAAGAGGAUGCCGCUGCAUAUCAACAACAAAUUAUUGUUGAAGCGAAUAUGGCCCGUACCGAAAUGGAUCAUAAAUUACCAAGCGGAAGAUCAAAGGAUAACUAUGAGGAUUUCUUGAAUGAUACUGCAAACGUCUUUCAAGAAGAGCAACAAAAUGGUGUAUCACCUGCUAAUCACACAGUCACUACAGCACCCGUAUAUGAAACAACCGGUGCAUCAGAAGGAAAAGGAUCAUUUGAGGAUGAGGGAAUCCAAAAUGGGGAAUCAGAGACCGACGCCGAUCUUUAUAUUAAGGAUGCUAUUUUAGUGUUUAGGGCUCUUUGUAAAUUAUCUAAAAAGUCGAUUCAAUCUGAAUGGGGUAACGAUAUGAGAUCUUAUUCGAUGCGUUCCAAGUUACUUUCGCUGCACUUAAUUUUAACCAUUAUGAUGUCCCACAUCGAUGUCUUUACUUCCGAUCAAGUGUUUUUCUCUGCUGCAGUAGCAGAUCCCAGUGGCCAUCGUGCCAAUCCAUUCAUCUUGGAAGUAAAACAGUAUCUCUGUCCCAGUAUAGGAAGAAACGCAUUUUCGGUUGUACCUCAAGUCUUUGACAUCACACACGAAAUUCUUUGGCGAGUCGUUCAAGGACUUCGGGUGUAUUUAAAAAACGAGAUUGAAAUCUUCCUGAAGGAAAUCGUAUUGCGUAUUUUAGAAAUGCGUAACGCAUCCAACCAACAAAAGUUCUCUUUAUUAAAGGGUGUGCUGCGUAUCUGUGAAGAUCCUCAAACAUUAGUCGAUGUCUAUUUGAACUAUGAUUGUGAUAGGGCUGCCUUAGACAAUAUUUAUGAACGUUUAGUUAAUGUACUCUCAAAAAUUACUACUUCCCAUAAUCAACCUGUCACCGGUAAAGAUUAUGAUAAUCAUUCUGCAGAUCCUAUCUCUAGUGCUUAUGCUGGUAACCAUGGUCAUGCUUCCUCAUUUAUCCCUCCCCCUCUCACAACAGCUACCAUCUUACACAGUGACAAGCAAAAUCAAUCUGCCGCUAUGCCUGAAUCUGCUAUUCGUUACAAAUCCCUCGAAUGUCUCGUUGCUGUGCUUCGAUCAUUGGUAGGAUGGUACCAAAAUAACUCGGUCAGUAUCACUGCUGGUAGUGAGAACAAGAGCGACGAUGGUACUCCUCGAGCUAGUGAAGAUCAAUCCUCUGGUAGCCUAUCAAACCUUCCCAAUUCUUCUGUUUCAAGACUUCAAUCUUCUUCCGCCAAUGGCUCUUCGACUCAAUUGAAUACUGUCAGUAGCUCUCGCUUGGAUGAUCCCGAAGAAUUUGAAAAUUUGAAACAUCGUAAACAAUUGCUCCAAGAAGGUGUACGACAAUUUAAUUGGAAGCCAAAAAAGGGCCUUGCUAUGCUGGCUCAACAUGGAUUUUUAGAUAUGAAAGAUCCUCAUAGUGUCGCUAAAUUUUUGUUAUCUACAGAAGGAUUAAAUAAGACAUUAAUUGGUGAAUAUUUAGGCGAAGGCGAGCCAGAAAAUAUUGCCAUCAUGCACGCAUUUGUAGAUGAAAUGGAUUUCUCCAACAUGAAAUUUACCGAGGCACUUCGAUUCUUCCUCCAAGCUUUCCGUUUACCAGGAGAAGGACAAAAGAUUGAUCGAUUCAUGUUGAAGUUUGCAGAGCGAUAUGUUCAUGGUAAUGCUGGUGUCUUUGCUAAUGCUGAAACUGCUUAUGUUUUGGCAUACUCUGUUAUCAUGCUGAAUACUGAUCUUCAUAGUCCCCACGUCAAGUGUAGAAUGGAUCUCGAGGCAUUCAUCAAAAAUAACCGAGGCAUUGAUGAUGGUAAUGAUAUUCCCAGAGAGAUUCUUGAAGCAAAUUUUGAAGAAAUUGCCAAUAAUGAGAUCAAGAUGAAGGACGAAGUUGAGGCUGCUAACGAGGCGGCGUUGGUGUCCUCUCCUAGUGCUGCUGGUGUAUUAGGUAUUGGCGGUAUCCAGAAUGCACUUGUAAAUGCUGGUAUUGCCAGGGACGUUCGUCGUGAAGCGUAUCAAGCAGCUACUGAAGAAAUGGGAUCUAAGACUGAAGCCAUGUUCCGUAGUAUGUUGGCCAGUCGCCGCCGAGCUGGUGAAAGUGAGAUGAUUACAUUUUAUUCUGCUUCGCAUAUUGAGCAUGUACGUCCCAUGUUUGAAGUAGCUUGGAUGGCCUUCUUGGCGGGUAUUUCUGGUCCUCUUCAAGAAUCAGAUGAUCUCUCUACUGUUGGUCUUUGUUUGGAUGGUUUCAAAAAUGCGAUUCGUAUCAUUUGUCUUUUCCACACUGUGCAGUCUGAGGAUGUUGAUCUCCAACGUGAUGCAUUUGUAACUACCCUGACUAAAUUUACAUUUUUGACAAACUUGAACGAGAUGAAGCCGAAGAAUGUGGAAGCGAUCAAGACUUUGUUGGAAGUAGCUGCUGUGGAUGGUAAUUAUCUUAAGGGAUCAUGGAAGGAGAUUCUGUCUACAGUGAGUCAAUUAGAAAGAUUCCAAUUGAUUACCAGUGGUUUGGAUGGUGGUAAUGGGCCCAAAAUGGAAAUCCCUAAAAGCACCAGCGAUUUAAAGAGAGCGCCCACUAGUAAGACGUCUAAUGAUUUUGGUCGCCGUACAUCCAUGAUGGGCUGGAACAACACCACUCGUGCUCCUGCAUCCCCACGUUCAAAUCCCAUCACGGAAGAAGUUUCAUCCCAGUCCUUGGUUCUUGCUGUCGAUCGACUGUUCACAUCUACUGUCAACUUGAACGGAGAUGCCAUUGUUGAUUUUGUGCGUGCACUUUGUGAGACCUCUUGGGAAGAAAUUUUGUCUUCGGCACAUAUGGAACACCCUCGUAUGUACAGUUUACAAAAGCUUGUAGAAAUUUCAUACUACAACAUGAACCGUAUUCGUAUGGAAUGGUCUAAUAUUUGGGCUAUUCUUGGUGAUUACUAUAACAAGGUGGGCUGUCAAUCCAACUUUAAUGUUGCAUUUUUUGCCUUGGAUUCUUUACGUCAAUUAGCCAUGAAAUUUUUGGAAAAGGAAGAGUUACCUCAUUUCAAGUUCCAAAAGGAUUUCCUGAUGCCUUUCCGUGAAGUGUUGGCGAACAAUCCUGAUGUUGCCAUCAAAGAUAUGGUUUUGCGAUGCUUAUCUCAAAUGAUUCAAGCUAGACCUCACCACUUGCGAUCUGGUUGGAAGACCAUGCUUUCUGUAUUUGCCACUGGUGCAUGUGAAUCUUCUGAAUCGAUCGUUCACAUGACUUUUGACAUUGUACGUAGUGUCACAAACGAGCGCUUUGGUGAUAUUGUUGCCAACGGCACGUUUCCUGACUAUAUCUCCUGUCUCGUCGAAUUCUCCAAGAACCAAAAGUUUCAAAAGAUUAGUUUGCCUGCUUUGGACAUGAUCAAGGGAACGAUCCCCAAGAUGCUCGAACUUGCGAGUAAGACAACACCUUUGGAGAUCACAGAUGCUCAUGCCUUAAAUACCACAGCAAUUGUUCCUAUGCAAGCUUCUGGCGAUGAUUUCCUCAUCAAGUUUUGGUUUGCAGUGCUUUAUGGAUUAAAGGAAGUUGUAAUGCAAAGCGAUGAUGUUGAAGUACGUAAGCGUGCCUUGGUGUAUCUUUUUGAAACUUUGAAACAACAUGGCAGCUCAUUUACACCUGAAUUUUGGACGACUGUUUCAAGACAAAUCGUAUUCCCAUUGUUUGAUGAUUUGAGAGAUGGAAACAGUGAUAGACGUCAAAUGUCUCCCGAGGAUCUCAGUGUGUGGUUAUCGACUACAAUGAUUGAGGCUCUUCGAAAUGUGGUGGAUUUAUAUACCUUUUAUUUUGAUAAUAUGAGAGAUAUGAUGCAACAUGUUUUGGGUCUAUUCAGCAUGUGUAUCACACAAGACAACGAUACCUUAGCCCGUAUCGGCUGUGAGUGUCUUGAUCAGUAUAUCGAAGCCAAUGUUGAAAAGUUUGACAGCAACUGUUGGGAUUUGGUAACAGAGACCUUCAUCAAUUUAUUCGAUAAUACUACUGCCAAUGGAUUAUUUGAUGAUACUGAAGAUUUGGUAGACAAAGUAAAGGGAUUAUCUGCUGGAGCUUUACAAUUAGAUUUAAAUAUUGAAGGACACGAGUCUUCCUCCUCGUCUUUAGAUAUUGAAGUGAGUGAAGAGCGACAAAGAAAUUUCCAACAAGUGAUCAUCAAAUGCGUAUUACAACUUAUGCUUAUUCAAACGGUAAAUGACUUAUUGGCAAAGGACGUUGUGUAUUGUGCUUACCCCGCACCUCAUUUAAUGACGUUGAUGGGCUGUCUUGGAAGAUCCUUCCAUUUUGCUAAAAAAUUCAACAUCGACAAUGAUCUCCGCAUGGCGCUAUUCCGCUUCGGUUUUAUGAAACAACUCCCGAACUUGUUAAAGCAAGAAACUUCAAGUGGAGGAUGCUAUGUCUCUGUCCUGAUGAGAAUGUAUGCUAACUUGGAAAAUAUCAAGGAUCGUGAUGACAAGCGUGAGGAAAUUGAAAAGAUCCUGAUACCACUUUGUAAUGAAAUUUUCACUCUUUACGCUGAGCUUGAUCAUGAAACAAAACCUAAACCUAUUGCUGCCUGGACACCGGUUGUAGUUAAUAUAUUGACUGGAUUAGCGCAAUUGCAAGAUGAAGACUUUUUGAGACAUGUGCCUAGAUUCUAUCUCCCAUCUGUUGAGCUUUUAGGUCAAGAGAGUUUACUACCGGAGAUUCGUAUAGCACUACGUACAUUAUUAAUUCGUGUAGGAACUUCGUACCAUAUUACAAAAGUUGCUGCACAAGAAGUAGAUGAAUAAAAAUAAAAUAAUUAAUAUAUUAGCACUCA
Messenger RNA from Mucor mucedo, 5615 nucleotides. RefSeq lists its product as uncharacterized. NCBI's taxonomy places the organism in Eukaryota, Fungi, Mucoromycota, Mucoromycetes, Mucorales, Mucoraceae. Gene Ontology annotation, molecular function: guanyl-nucleotide exchange factor activity. Gene Ontology annotation, biological process: regulation of ARF protein signal transduction. The record is from RefSeq and is a predicted model, not a curated record. The transcript has 11 exons. The coding region runs from base 85 to 5586 and encodes 1833 amino acids.